AUGAGGAAUCCAACAGCUUACGCCUUAUGUUUAGUCUUGCUCAUAUCGUUCACGUCGGCCGUCUCGACAUUCCAGCCAGCUAGACCACCAGCCAUACCACUAGCCGUGAAGUCACCUUAUCUUAGCACAUGGCUGAACGCAGGGAGCAGCUAUGGCAACGGUGGCUAUCUAGCCGGCGAAUGGCCAGUACACUGGGCACAAAAGAUCACAGGCUGGUCAGGAUUUAUUCGAGUCGAUGGUCAAGUCUAUCAGUGGCUGGGAAAUGCUGCUCGUGCUUUUGGCAAUGAAUCUACGGUUCCAAAUGUGGACCAGAAGUCAUUCGAAUACACGUCAACGCAGAGUAGCUUCAUCAUGGACAUCGAGGGCAAGGUUCAAAUGACCGUCAACUUUCUCUCACCAAUUACACCAGACGAUUUCAAACGACAGUCUCUUCCAAUGUCGUACAUGGAAGUGUCUGUCGUAUCGACGGAUGGCGCUCAGCACAGCAUUCAGCUGUACGCAGAUAUUUCAGCCGAAUGGGCAUCUGGAACACCCGAUGCGACCGCCCAGUGGGAGACAGGCGAGAUAAACAACAUUGUUUAUCACAAAAUUUGGCGACAAACGCAAAUUGAGUUCGAUGAGAGCGACAAGCCAAGUGGCAACGGUAUGGCUGAGUGGGGAAAUGUGUACUGGGCAACAGAUAGCAGCAAUUCUUUGACUAUUCAAACUGGAUCUGACACUAAUGUCCGUUCCACAUUCAUAAAAAUGGGAAAGCUGGACGGAUCUCAAGACUCUAAUUUUCGCGCCAUUAAUAACAACUGGCCAGUCUUCGGGUUUGCGCGAGACUUUGGGAAUGUCGGCAUGAGCGUUCAAAGUCAACUUUUCACCAUUGGAUUGCUCCAACAGAACGCUGUGCAGUUUCUCGGAGCCAACGGUCUGGUUAAGCUUCCAUCAUUGUGGGUGGACUACUUUCAAGGAAACGAGCUUGAUGCGUUAUCUUUUUUCCAUCUCGACUAUGUGAAUCAGCAAGAGAAAUCCUCUAGUCUUGAUGCAAGUGUGAAGCAAGCGUCCACAAGUGUCGCCGGAGACGACUAUAACACGAUAACAUCAUUGUCUGUCCGUCAAGCAUUUGGCGCACUUGAGCUUGUUGGCACACAAAGCAAGAUGUACUUGUUCAUGAAGGAAAUAUCAUCGAACGGAAAUACUCAGACAGUUGACGUAGUUUUUCCGUUGCACCCGAUCAUCACAUUCUUAAACCCGCAACUAAUGAAGUUAUUGCUUGAUCCGUUGUACGAGAAUCAAGAGUCUGGACACUAUCCCAACAAGUGGUCAAUUCAUGAUCUUGGCACGCAUUUUCCUAAUGCAACAGGUCACCCGGAUGGGCUGGACGAGAGUAUGCCCGUUGAAGAAUGUGGGAACAUGCUUAUCAUGACGCUAGCAUAUGCCCAAAAAACGGGAGACUAUGCUUAUCUAUCUCAGCAUUAUCCGAUCUUGACCCAAUGGACGGAGUUCUUAAUCGAGGAUUCGCUAAUCCCCGCUACGCAGCUGUCAACAGAUGACUUUGCAGGGAGUCUUCAGAAUCAAACAAAUUUGGCUCUCAAAGGCAUUAUUGGGAUUCGCGCAAUGGGCGAAAUCGCAAAGCUUGCCGGGAAUGCGGACGAUGAGAAGAAGUACAACGACAUAGCGACAAGCUACAUCACCCAGUGGCAAUCACUCGGGAUUUCGUACGAUACCCAACUCCCUCACACAACUCUCAAUUACGGAAACAAUCAAACUCACGGACUUCUUUACAAUCUAUGGUGUGAUCUUGAGCUUGGCCUCAACCUCGUGCCGCAAUCCGUCUACGAAAUGCAAAGUAAAUUUUACCCUUCCGUAAAGGAGCAAUACGGUGUGCCACUCGACACGAGGCACUCAUACACGAAGGUUGAUUGGGAGAUGUUCACAGCUGCAUGCUGUUCACAGGAUACCAGGGAUAUGUUCAUCAAGGAUCUGUCGAACUGGAUCGGUGCGACGGAUACUGGCAGACCAUUCACAGAUCUAUAUGACACUUUGACCGGAAGCUACCCUGAUAUCAUGUUUGUCGCACGGCCAACUGUGGGCGGUACUUUUGCACUUUUGAUAGCAAAUGCCCUCAAUAAUUCUCCAAAGCUCGACUCCAGUGGCGCCGUCAUGAGACAGCGAGAGUUUCGGGCUUAA
Molecule: messenger RNA, 2175 nt
Organism: Verruconis gallopava
Lineage: Eukaryota; Fungi; Ascomycota; Dothideomycetes; Venturiales; Sympoventuriaceae
Exons: 6
Coding region: 1-2175 (724 amino acids)
Biological process (GO): carbohydrate metabolic process
Source: RefSeq, a predicted model, not a curated record